AACUCCUUCCCUGCGCGAGGGAAAUUCCUGGUUCAUUGGUAUGGAUGCAUUGUUUUUACACAUUAGAAGUGCUGUGUUGCUGUGUCAAUCAUCCCCUUAGGAUCAGUUUAAGAGCAGUAGGGCUGACGAAGCUGGGUGUGAUUGGCUACCAUAUGCUGGGAGGGCUCUGUGAGAAGGAAGGGCUGCAGUCUUUCAGCAACAGAGUUUAGGCUGUGUCUUUGCUUCAUCAUCUGAGGAAAAAUCCCCAGAUAAGGCACAAGGCUUUCUGAGGAAAAAAAAAAAUAUUACAGGCUGAUCGUUCACGUGAGAAUUAGUUACCAUGAUGCGAUGGGAAAGAUAUGGCUGUUUGUUUAUAUCAGAUGUUCCUGUUGACGUUGGGAAUGUGUCGAAUAGACAGGGCUAAACAAGGUCAGUGACUUAAAAAGUGCCUUUGCCAAGUCACUUCUAUGAGCGAGGACUGCUACGCCCGUGUUCUCAAAAUCCUGUCUUUGCCAGCCAGACAUUGCCUUCACCUUACACGUGGUGGAAGAUACCUCAGCUGUCUCCAUUUGCCAAUUAGUUGAUGGGAAACUGAAAGCAGAAAAAGAAGAAUUAUUAUUAUUCCUGGGACAUGAACAAAUGACUGCAUUGCUUUUCUCGUGCAAUCAAUACUGGCAAGCAACCGUCAGAGAACUGCUAUUCUAUCAAGGAGUGCCGUUGCAUUGAUGGACCUUGGCUUAAAACUGGUGCAUCCGUGAUUACAAUCAACAAACCCACGUGUUUUACAGAUAGAAAUGCAACUGAGCAUGCAUUUGCCCAGCCAAAAGUCUACAAGUGGGACUUAAUGAUUGAUGAGUGACUGCUUGCUGAUAAACUUUCUCUGCUUAUUCUGCUUUGUGUGUGUUGGACAUCAUUAAUCGUUCCCUACUGUUUUGUUUUGCAUUUUUUAAACUUUCUUUUCAAUUGGAAUUGAAGGGUUUUUUUUCUGAUUUUUCUUUUUUUUCCCCUCUCUCCUUCAUUUGUUUUGGAAAUUUCCUCAGCAUAAUUCACUUGACAGCAGCCUACAAGUUCAAAAUCAACUUUCCAUCAUGGCUUUGAAUGUUACUCCAGUAAGAGACACAAAAUGGCUGACGUUAGAAGUGUGCAGGCAGUUUCAGAGGGGAACUUGUUCACGCUCUGAUGAAGAAUGCAAAUUUGCACACCCCCCUAAAAGUUGCCAGGUUGAAAAUGGAAGAGUUAUUGCCUGCUUUGAUUCCUUAAAGGGUCGUUGUACAAGGGAGAACUGCAAGUACCUUCAUCCACCAACACAUUUAAAAACUCAACUGGAAAUCAAUGGCAGGAACAACUUAAUCCAGCAAAAAACUGCAGCAGCAAUGCUUGCCCAGCAAAUGCAGUUCAUGUUUCCAGGGACACCGCUACAGCCAGUGCCCACAUUUCCAGUGGGUCCCACAAUAGGAACGAACACGGCUAUUAGCUUUGCUCCUUACCUAACGCCAGUAACACCGGGAGUUGGCUUAGUCCCGACUGAGAUCCUACCCACACCGCCUGUCAUUGUUCCUGGAAGUCCACCGGUUUCAGUCCCCAGUUCAACUGCUACCCAGAAGCUCCUCAGGACUGAUAAACUGGAGGUGUGCAGGGAGUUCCAGCGGGGAAACUGUGCACGUGGAGAGACUGAUUGCCGCUUUGCGCAUCCAGCAGACAGCACAAUGAUUGACACAAACGACAACACCGUAACCGUGUGUAUGGAUUACAUAAAAGGUCGUUGCAUGAGGGAGAAAUGCAAGUAUUUUCACCCUCCUGCACAUUUGCAGGCCAAAAUCAAAGCGGCGCAACACCAAGCCAACCAGGCUGCAGUGGCAGCCCAGGCAGCUGCGGCAGCUGCGACUGUGAUGACUCAGUCGACUGCCAAAGCAAUGAAGCGACCUCUCGAAGCAACUGUAGACCUGGCCUUUCCUCCUGGUGUUCUUCACCCUUUACCAAAGAGACAAGCACUUGAAAAAAGCAAUGGUGCCAGUGCCGUUUUCAAUCCCAGUGUCUUGCACUAUCAACAGGCUCUUGCCAAUGCUCAGUUGCAGCAACAUGCAGCGUUUAUCCCAACAGGGUCAGUUUUGUGCAUGACACCCGCUACCAGUAUUGAUAAUCCUGAAAUAGCCAGCAGGAGCGGAACAGAGUGUCACGAAGCCUCCCUGCGGACGGCCAAGCACGGCUACUGUACAUACUACCCUGUCUCCUCCUCUCUAGAGUUGCCACAAACUGCAUGCUAAGUCAAGAAUUUGUUCUUAUGGACAAAUCAAAAACUCAAAAAAGCUAGUGCUGCUAUGUCAUAUAUGAAUAUUAAAUAUGGUAUGCUUACUAUACUCCAACCUAAAAUAGUUAACUACCUGAUACCAGCUGUGAUGUUUCAAGACAUAAAGGGUAACAUUUAGUUUUAAAGGUUUUCUAAGCAUAGUUUAAUUCUUGCAAAUAUUGUCUUUUCUCCAUAACUACAACUAACGGAAAUGGUCCAGAUAAGUUUGUCUCAUGAGAUUCAGUGCUUAUGAAUCUUUCGAGCUCAGCAAUAAUUGCAUUGUAUUGGCUAAAAACUUACCCCAGUUGCAGGUUUAAUUUUCACCCAAACUAUGAUUGCGGAUUUUCUUCUCAGUUAAAAAAAAAAUCUUGGUUUUGCUCCCCUGGUGAGUUGAUUCCAAGACAGAGGAAGUGAAACGCAGCCCAGUGUCCUGCACAUCAUCCUGUCAAUCUGAUAUUUUUAGCAAGAAGUCCAAAGGAAAGCACAAAUUCUUUAGAUGCACAUGGUUGGUGUUUGACUUGUAUGGAGAAGUUGCAUUUGAAUCAUAGCAGAAUAGCAGAAGAAAAUUUAAAAAAAUUUGCACAGUAUGAACCUUCAUACCCCUUUCAAUCCCCAAAAGAACAAAGUCUUGAGAAUAUUAUUUUACAAGUAUAUUUAUAAUGUUUUUAAAAGAGACUUUGCAGAAGUGCCUAAAUUUUGUCACAUCAGACUUGAUGAAAGUGAGCCUGAUGCCAACAGUCAAAUCUCACUGGACAUGAAUAAUCUUUGAAACUCAUAGUCAGGUUACCAAAAAGAUCCAAGCUGUUAAGAAGUAACUUCUAGAAGUGUAAAAUCAAGCAAAACAAAACAAGACCAAACUAACAAAAGAAAAGGUGAAAAAGAAGGCUGUAGAUGAGAUUGUAUGAUACUCUAAUUUAAUUACAUUUCAGUUGAGUCACUGAAACUUCAUAGGUGACUUUAAUCUAGGCUAUUAACUGAACACUAAGAAUGUAGAAUGAGAUUCAGUUUAAUAAAUCAUUACUGUAUUUGCAUUUUUUUAAUUGGAUUAUAAGAUUGUAACCAGAUUAGAGUGGAGAAAAAAUAGUUCUUCUAAUUGUUUUUCUUUAAAAACAUAUUUUAUGUCACAAAAGUAUGAAGAUAUCUUUAAUACAAUUAUAUACAUGUUAUAUAUACAUACAUACAUAUAUAUGGAUGAAGCAGAUUUUAAUGUUGUUUACUUUUUUAAAUACUUUGUUGAUUUACAAGGUAAUUAUAUAUGUAUAAUUAAACUUUCAUUUGUUUGAUUUGAGAUUUGUUUCAAGCACUAUUGUACCAAAUAUUUCAUAUUUCACAUUUUAUAUGUUGCACAUGUAUCACAUAAAUGACAUAGUUUUUAAAUUAUUGUUUAAAAAACAAGACAGCUGUUAUAAGUGGAUAUUAUGUAUAAUUGUUUGCAGCAUAAGUUUUCUAUGUGGACAUUAUUAGUGAUUGCAGUAUUUUAACUUAACCUCUUCAGAUUGAUUGUAAACUAUUUUAAACUUUGGCAGCACUGCCUGUUCUGAACGACUGAAGGCACUAACCAUAUUAUUAUUUGUCUAGGAAAUUAUUUUCCAGGCUAAAUCUUGUUUGUCCGAUAUCUUAAUUACUAUCUAUUUAUAUAUAAAGCUGGAGAUUUGAUCAUCCGAAAGAAAAAAAAUAAUCAUAAUUCGGUUGUAAAAUUAACAUAGUGCUUGUAACGUUGCGUUAGUUCUAAUUUGUGGAAAAAUAAUGUAUCUUAACUUGUUACUUUAGCAGUUAAGGUAUCACCAUUAUAUACUAUUAAAACACUAAUAUUUGUAGACUUUCUCAGUCCUUAUAACUAGGUAGUUGACACUGCAACUUGCCUAUAUCUGUCAAAGUUGUUUUUAUUUUUUUAUAAUAGUUAAUUUAGGCAUUUGGGUAGCUUAUUGUAUAAUACUAAAUGGUAAAUUAUCCAUGUUGUUUAAAUAUUUUAUGUAGAUAACUCUUCAAGACAUCAUUUUGUGUGAACUUUUUAUGUUUCAAAAUAACUGUUAAUCUAUGUUUUUUACAAUUAAUCCAAUAUUUUUUGCCCAUGGAUGACGAAGCUUCAGAUACAUCAGGUCUUUCAUCCAGAUAAACUGACAGACAAAAGAGAAAAUGUAUUUUUAAUAAGAGAUCCACUUUCCGACUUUAUGACUUUGUAAUAUUCCUGAAAACUGUACAAGUACAAACCUAUGCUAACAGUAAGGAGGCAAUUACAGAGAUGUGCAAAUACGUGUACAACAGAUUCUGCAUUUUAUUUAUUUAUAAAGUAAUUUUAUAGACUAUUUCAAAAUUUGGGAAGAUCUAAAACUAUUUUUCUGUAUAAAUAUUAUUUGCCAAAACUUUGUUUAUAUUUUAAAAAAAAAGUCUAAUGAAAAUUAUUAAAUUUUAAAUGCUUUGUUUAAUUAAAAAAAAUACAACAAAUAUAACCCCCUAAAAGAACCAUGAGAUGGGCCAACACGGAGACAGUGAAUACUGUAGCUGAGACAUGGUUUCAAGUAACUUGAGAUGUCUCAGUGUUUAUUUUCUUCAAAGGAUACAACACCUCACCAAAAUACCUUUUUGUUUGCCUCUCUCAUCCGGCAUAAUUGAUGACAUGUACAAUGAAUAUUUCGGUAAUAGUUAAAAGAAACCCCUUCAUUCGCUCUUUUUCAGCAUAUAUAAUUACUAGUGGUCUGUUAAAUAGCCAUUUUAUUUCUGUUGUGACGUUAAAUUCAUUCACCCAAUGUACAACCACUGAAAUAAAAAGAAGCAUUUUAAAAUGA
Molecule: messenger RNA, 5052 nt
Organism: Lepidothrix coronata (blue-crowned manakin)
Lineage: Eukaryota; Metazoa; Chordata; Aves; Passeriformes; Pipridae
Gene: MBNL2
Product: muscleblind like splicing regulator 2
Exons: 9
Coding region: 1068-2243 (391 amino acids)
Molecular function (GO): metal ion binding
Source: RefSeq, a predicted model, not a curated record